AUGAUUGCAAGAUUUGGUCGACCACUCGUCAAGAGCUCCAGCCUCUCUGCGUCCAACCCUCUUACCUGCUUUGCACGCUUUUCUACCACUAAGCAUACACUCUCCUCUCGUGAAUCUCCCUCAAGUGUCCAUGCACAGCAAAAGCGAAGCUGGCUACCGCCCUACGCGCCUGUCGGUGUUGCCGCUGCUCUCGAGAACGCCGAAUCCUCUGCACCUGCCGAGUCGACCCUGCUCGAGAAAGAAUUCUCGCUUGCUGACCGUGUCGCGCUCGUGUCAGGUGCGAACCGCGGACUCGGCCUCGAGAUGGCCAUGGCGCUCCUAGAAGUCGGCUCCCGCGCUGUCUACUGUGUCGACCUUCCCAGGACUCCGGGGGAGGAGUGGAACAAGGUGCAGCAGUAUAUCUCACGCAUGAGUGGCAAGGGCCGUCUCGAGUACAUCGCCGCCGACGUGCGCGACCAGAAUGCUAUGUGGAAGAUAGGCGAGCAGAUUGGUGAGAAGGAGGGUCGCCUGGACACUUGCAUUGCCGCUGCGGGCAUACUCAGGCCGGACUUCGACUGCCUACAAUACCCUGCAGAGACGUUUUCAGAGGUCAUGGGAAUCAACGUCAAUGGCGUCUUGUACACCGCCCAAGCUGCAGGCAGACAGAUGGAGCGUUUCGGCAACGGCGGCAGCAUCAUCCUCGUUGCCAGCAUGAGCGGCAGCAUCACCAAUAUGCACCAAAAAUGGGUACCGUACAACACCUCCAAGUCGGCCGUCCUCCAAAUGGGUCGCAGCAUGGCAUGCGAGCUUGCUUCACGGCGCAUCCGUGUAAACACCCUCAGCCCGGGAUACAUUUACACUACCCUUACUGGACAAUUUCUGGACUCACAGCCGGGUCUGCUGGAGAAUUGGUCUGCGCAAAAUCCGACGGGACGGCUCGGUCGCCCGGACGAGCUCAGGGGUGCCGUUGCUUGGCUGGCCAGCGACGCAAGUACCUACUGUACGGGAAGCGACAUCAUUGUUGAUGGUGGACACCGUGCAUGGUGA
Messenger RNA from Fibroporia radiculosa, 1026 nucleotides. RefSeq lists its product as uncharacterized. Gene Ontology annotation, molecular function: oxidoreductase activity, acting on NAD(P)H, oxygen as acceptor. The transcript has 7 exons. Lineage: Eukaryota; Fungi; Basidiomycota; Agaricomycetes; Polyporales; Fibroporiaceae. Gene Ontology annotation, cellular component: intracellular anatomical structure. Bases 1 to 1026 code for a protein of 341 amino acids. The record is from RefSeq and is a predicted model, not a curated record.